Molecule: messenger RNA, 3754 nt
Organism: Trachemys scripta elegans
Lineage: Eukaryota; Metazoa; Chordata; Testudines; Emydidae
Gene: ARF6
Product: ADP ribosylation factor 6
Exons: 2
Coding region: 553-1080 (175 amino acids)
Biological process (GO): intracellular protein transport; vesicle-mediated transport
Cellular component (GO): cytoplasm
Molecular function (GO): GTP binding; GTPase activity
Source: RefSeq, a predicted model, not a curated record
UCGUACUUCCUAAGGGGCGGGGUUUGUCGCGCAGAGGCCUCUCCUCCGGGCCGGUGGGCUGUGCGCAGGCGCGCUCCCGGCCGAGGGGAAGUGAAGGCCGGAGCCGGAGCCGCCGCCGGCCUCCAUGAGCUGAGGAGCCGCUGCCUGGGCCGCUCGGCGCGAAGGAAGGAGCCGGGCGCGGGGCCGCCCUGGGCCCGGCGGCGAAGGGCAGGAGGCCGGGCCGGCACCCGGGCGGGCGGAUGGUCCGGAGCUGACGCUUCCCGGGUCUCCCUGAGGCGGGCUGGCGGCCUCUCUGCCGGGCUUGGCGGGGGAUCGGCUCGCCCCGGCCCUGCUGGGACCCCGCCCCGGCCGCUGGGGCGGGAUAGGCCCGCAGGCCUCCCCCGGUAGCCCGUCUCCCGGGCGGUGAGUCUCGUGUUCCCGCGGCCGAGCGCCUCGCCCCGCCUCCCGGCCCGGCGCUUCCGCCCGGCGGCCUCCCGCCGCACGUGGGGCAGCGGCCUCCGGGUUCGGCUCUGCCCCGCCCCGCCCCGAGGGGGCCCCGUGGAUGCCGCCGAGAUGGGCAAGGUGCUGUCCAAGAUCUUCGGCAACAAGGAGAUGCGGAUCCUGAUGCUGGGGCUGGACGCGGCCGGUAAAACCACCAUCCUGUACAAACUGAAGCUGGGCCAGUCCGUCACCACCAUCCCCACCGUGGGCUUCAACGUGGAGACGGUGACUUACAAAAACGUCAAGUUCAACGUGUGGGAUGUCGGGGGCCAGGACAAGAUCCGCCCCCUGUGGCGGCACUACUACACGGGCACGCAGGGGUUAAUCUUCGUGGUGGAUUGCGCCGACCGCGACCGCAUCGACGAGGCCCGCCAGGAGCUGCACCGCAUCAUCAACGACCGGGAGAUGCGGGACGCCAUCAUCCUGAUCUUCGCCAACAAGCAGGACCUGCCCGAUGCUAUGAAACCCCAUGAAAUCCAGGAGAAACUGGGCCUCACCCGAAUCAGGGAUAGGAAUUGGUACGUGCAGCCCUCCUGUGCUACCACAGGGGAUGGACUCUAUGAAGGGCUGACAUGGUUAACGUCCAAUUAUAAAUCCUAAUGAUAACAAUAACUACUUAGUCUGCAGAUAAUUAAAAAAAAAAUAGUCCGCCUGGUUUCCUAGAAGAAUGAUUCUCUACCGAAAAAGUAAAACCAAGCAUCCAUAGGAUUAUGAUCACUUCUUCUCCAGUUACCACCCUUUCCUUCUACACGCUGACUGGAUUCCUGUUUUAACUCUUCUUGCUUGGCGUUAGGAUGCUGUAACCUCCAAAUGUGACACGAACACAAGCACUAGAUGCUAUGGCAGACUUCCAGCAAACGGGGAAAGACACACUGUAGAUUUGCUAAGUAAUUUUUUUCCUCUCUUGAUUAGCCCUUAUUAUGGUUUGAUUCCUUUUUUUUGCUGGGGGGAAGGGGUAACCAUUUUCAAUGUAUGCUUUCUGGUUCUACUUUUUUGAAAUUUUUUUCUUUAUCACUUGCUGUAGUUUGCUUCUUUUUGCAUUCAUGCAGAAUAUGUUGCUAGGUCUGUUUCAUCAGUAAACUGAAAAUUAUUGCUUAAAAUCAAACUGCAGUCUGUCUUUUUAUAUUGAGGACUUCUUUUUAAAAAGUCCUUAAUCUGUAACUAAAUAGUAACUUUAAAUCUGUCUUUUCAUAUCUAAGACUAACAUGGUAAAUAAAACCUUGCCUACAGUGGUAGAUAGUGAGAAUACCAUUGUAAUAUGUUCAAAGUACAUAUCUGAGGUAAUGCAAGAACUGCAUUGAAAUGUCAGCUGUGAAGUUCUGAACCAUACAUCAUGCAUGAGUAGGGAUGCAAAUAAGUUCCCCAUAUUACAUAGCAACCAUAUAACGAAUAAAAUGUGAAUGAUGUAAUAGUUUCAAGUUAUACUCUAAUCAACAGUUCCUAUGUCUUGCAUUGCAAAGUUAAUGAUGUUUAGCUGCAGUCUUAACUAGUUAUGUAUCAGUCUCCUCACGGUGCGGGAUAUCUUCUUUCCAGAAAGUGUAGCAGUAAUGUGUAAGCAUUACUGUUCAUUUUACUUUAAAUAACUUACCAUUAGGCAAAAAUCAAGUCAUGUCUUGCCUCUCUUACAAUAUAGGAAAGAUGUAUUUGUUAAUCUUGAGAUUUUUGGAGACAUUUCCUCUUCCAAAGUUUGAAAAUCUCAUGUUUUCUGAAAAGCAUGCAUCUUUAUCAGCUGCAAACUCCCCCCAUUUGUUUCCAUAUCAUAAUCAUUUGAAUAAGCAAGUUCAGUUCUAAACUUUAACAGAAAUUAACCAUUUUAACAUUUGAGUAACUGGCGUUUGAAGAAGUCAUUUAUAUCACAACUUAGUUUUUGCAAGACCACAAUCUAACUCAUGAAAGUAGUUCUAAAUAUUUUUGUCCCUCUGUUUUAGUAACGUUACUAUAAUUCUUUAUGAAAGGAACUGUGUUGAAUGUCUGAAUUUAAAUCCAUUGAGUAAUUAGUAAUGAGGGUGGGGUGUAGAGAGUGAGCAUAUGACUAUGAAUGUAAACUUCCAUAUAUAGGUUUUUUGUUUUUUUUUUUUUUUAAGGGCAAGCAGCUCACUUGCCAUAAGUUUUCAGAUGUCUGACUGGCAAGUUAUGGCAAAAACAAACCAACCAAACCCACCCAGAUUGAGAGUUCAAAUCAGUGUAUCGUUUCAAUCAAGUAUUAAUACUGGGUGCAAAAAAGUAAAGCAGCUGGGUUUUAUUCAGCCUUAAGGAUUAAUUUUAGAUUUCCUCAAGGAGUUAAACUCAACUGGGGAAUUCUAGGAAUGUAACUUUACAAAACUAGAAGAGGGGGGGGAAAAUUUUUUUUUUUUUGAGGAUGUAAGUUUUACAUUAGAUUGGGGCAUUACACUACAUUUCUGCAGUGUUGACUCUGUAUGUUAAGUACAGUGUAUUAUGGAGCUCUUACCAAAGAUCUAUGGGGAGAUAAAAAUAUUGAAGUUUAUUUCCUAAAAAUUUAAUACUUAGGACCCCUUGAAGAAAAAUGCUUAGUUUAGAAUAUGGUUCCAAAAGGGGGACACUCUUAAUGUGUGUUGCAAUGGCAGUGAAAGGAUUCUGGACGAUAUUAGAAAAUAUAGCAAUGAUUCAGAAACACUUUUGUAAAAGGAAAAAGUUCAUUAAAAAAGCAAGGCAAGUUCAAUUACUUUAAGUCAUAAUUCUGAAGGGGAAACUAGAUGUCUUCAUUUUAGAAGUCCUUUUAUGUCCUUCUUGAAUUGUUGCUCCAUUUUCUAGUUUUUAUAAAUUCAAGAAAUUCUUCAUUUCAGUUAAUGUAAUUGGUCAAAUAGUCUGGUAGUGUAAAGGCGUAUAAACCAAACACCAGAGUACAAUUGUUUUCUUCUGGAACAAAAAUUAAAAAAAGCCAAGCACAAGGUAAAUGCCUAAACUGGAAGACUUGAACCUCUAUUAAUAGUUUUCAAACUUUCUUAAACAUAUCUCAAUCAAAAUGAAAAGUUGGAUUUUCACUUUCAGUCUAAAGUGUUUACUGUAUUCUUUCUCUUCAAACACUGUUUGGGGCAGGUUUAAAUUUCACUAGGUUUUUACAUUAAAUUGAAUUCACAAUUUUGAAUUUCUUUGGUAAUUUUGUUACUUUAGAUAUUCUGUUGUGUAGGUAAAAUGAUAAAUUUAAUUAUACUCUUGAAUUUUUAAAUGUUUUAUUCCGGGGGGGGGAAAGACUCUAAAGUUACUGAAACUUGUGUGGCAGAUGAUUCAAAAAUAAAUGACCUUUGCUACUGAA